GCAAUACCACUUCUCCCACGAAGACCAUUCUCAUUCUCACUCUAAAAUAAAAAGGACUUCUGGAGAGAGAAAGUGGGAAAAUCUGAAACCCUAAACCACUUGGAGCUCUCAGACUGCAGAGGUACGCUUGAAACCCUAAAUUUUACUGUAGCUGAAUAUUUAAAGUUAGAGCUUCAUGGUUUGAUAUGGAUGUGUUUAUGUGACGUGGGUGUGGUUUCGCUGGUUUAUACAUAUGUGUUGUGGGUUAAAUGGGGAAGGGGAGACCUAGGGCAGUGGAGAAAGGGGUGUUAGGGCAAAGUUCAAGUGUUUCAUUAUCAGGGUCACUGAGUAUACCACCUGGGCCCGUGUAUUACCCCAGUGAGGACGAGUUUAAGGACCCUUUGGAGUAUAUAUACAGGAUCAGGCCAGAGGCUGAGCCAUAUGGAAUCUGUAGGAUUGUUCCACCCAAGAGUUGGAAGCCACCUUUUGGAUUAGAUUUGGAUUCUUUCACUUUUCCAACUAAAACUCAAGCUAUUCAUCAGUUACAAGCACGGCCGGCGGCCUGCGAUUCAAAGACAUUUGAUUUGGAGUAUAAUAGGUUUUUGGACAAUCAUUGUGGGAAGAAGUCGAAGAAGAGGGUGGUUUUUGAGGGGGAGGAGUUGGAUUUGUGUAGAUUAUUUAAUGCGGCAAAGCGGUUUGGUGGUUAUGAUAAGGUUGUGAAAGAGAAGAAGUGGGGGGAGGUUUGUAGGUUUGUGCUGUCAGGGAGGAAGGUUUCAGAGUGUGCGAAGCAUGUUCUGUGUCAGUUGUAUAGGGAGCAUUUAUAUGAUUAUGAGGACUAUUACAAUCGAUUGAAUCAUGGGGUAGUUAGGAGUUGUAAGAGAGGAAUGCAUGGGGAGAAGAAGGGCGAACAUGGGGUCGAGUCUUUGAGUUCCAAAAGAAGGCGGAGAAAUACUGAUGGUGAGAAAGUUAAAGUUUGUAAGGUAGAAGAGAAGGAGGAAGAGUUUGAUCAGAUAUGUGAACAAUGUGAAAGUGGCUUGCAUGGGGAAGUGAUGCUUUUGUGUGAUAGGUGUAAUAAGGGAUGGCACAUUUAUUGUCUAGCACCCCCUUUAAAGCGGAUUCCCCCAGGGAAUUGGUAUUGCUUGGACUGCUUGAAUUCUGAUAAGGAUAGCUUUGGUUUUGUGCCGGGUAAACGUUUCUCAUUGGAAGCUUUCAGGCGUGUGGCUGAUAGAGCAAAGAGGAAGUGGUUUGGGUCUGUAUCCCCCUCAAGAAUGCAAAUAGAGAAAAAGUUUUGGGAAAUUGUGGAGGGAUUAGUGGGUGAGGUUGAAGUCAAGUAUGGCAGUGACUUGGAUACUUCUGUAUAUGGGAGUGGUUUUCCUCGUGUAAAUGACAAGAAACCAGAAUCCGUUGAGGAUGAGAUUUGGGAUAAAUACUGUGCUAGCCCAUGGAAUCUCAACAAUUUGCCCAAGUUGCAGGGUUCGAUGCUUCGAGCUGUCCAUCAUAACAUUGCUGGUGUAAUGGUACCCUGGCUGUAUGUGGGAAUGCUAUUCUCAUCAUUUUGUUGGCAUUUUGAGGAUCACUGUUUCUAUUCAAUGAAUUAUCUACACUGGGGAGAGCCAAAAUGCUGGUACAGUGUCCCUGGUAGUGAAGCCAUUGCUUUUGAGAAGGUGAUGCGGAACUGUCUUCCUGAUCUAUUUGAUGCCCAACCGGAUCUGCUCUUUCAGCUUGUGACCAUGCUGAACCCAUCUGUGUUGCAAGAAAAUGGAGUUUCUGUUUAUAGUGUACUUCAGGAGCCUGGAAACUUUGUCAUCACCUUUCCCAGAUCUUAUCAUGGCGGUUUCAAUUUUGGCUUAAAUUGUGCCGAGGCUGUCAAUUUUGCUCCUGCUGACUGGCUUCCUCAUGGUGGAUUUGGAGCAGAGCUAUAUCAGCUGUAUCGGAAAGCUGCUGUUUUAUCUCAUGAAGAGCUGCUCUGUGUGGUAGCCAAGGCUAAUGACUGUGAUAGCAAAGCAUUACCUUAUUUGAAGAAAGAAUUGCAUAGAAUAUAUGCCAAGGAGAAAAAUUGUAGAGAGGGACUCUGGAGCAAUGGCAUCAUCAAGUCAUCUCCUAUGUCACCAAAGAAGUGUCCUGAAUUUGUGGGUACUGAAGAGGAUCCAACAUGCAUUAUAUGCCAGCAGUACCUGUUUCUUUCUGCUGUUGUUUGCUGCUGUAGGCCAUCUGCUUUUGUAUGUCUUGAGCAUUGUAAGCAUCUUUGUGAAUGCAAACCCAACAAACAUCGCCUUCUGUACCGUCACACACUGGCAGAAUUGAAGCAGUUGGUGCUGUUGAUAGAUAAAUAUAACUUUGACGAGACACCCCAAUGUAGAGAUUUACAAAGGCAGCUUUCAUGUUCUGAUGAUUCGAAUGCUUUGACAAAAAAGGUGAAAGGUGGCCAUGUUUCUCUCGCCAAACUGGCAGAAGAAUGGAUUUUGCGUUCUUCUAAGAUUUUUCAGAUUCCAUUUUCCAGAGACGCUUAUGUUAAUGCAUUGAAGGAAACUGAACAAUUUCUUUGGGCUGGUUCUGAAAUGGAUGCGGUGAGGGCCGUGGCAAAGAAUUUGAUUGAAGCCCAGAAUUGGGCUGAAGGCAUAAAAGAUUGUCUUUAUAAAAUUGAAUCAUGGUCAUGUAAUCGGAGCCACAAUUUGGAGAAAGUAGAUUUGGAACAUGUUAACAAUUUUCUGAAUUUGAAUCCUCUGCCUUGCAUUGAGCCUGGGCAUCUUAAAUUAAAGGGUUAUGCAGAAGAGGCAAUGAUUUUGGUUCAGGAAAUUGAUUCUGCCUUGUCAACGAGUUCAAAAUCCUCUAUCCCUGAGUUGGAACAGCUAUAUUCCAGAGCGUGUGAGGUACCUAUCUAUGUAAAGGAAAUGGAGAAGUUGAUGGCAAGGAUUUCUGCAUUGAAGGUUUGGGUGGACAAUGUAAAAAAAUGCAUCCUUGAGAAAUGCCCUGCAGCAAUUGAGGUUGAUGUCCUUUACAGGUUAAAGUCAGAGAUGCUGGAGCUUCAAGUUCAGCUCCCUGAAGUAGAAAUGCUUAUGGAUCUUUUACGACAAGUUGAAUCAUGUCAGGCCCGAUGUAAUGAGAUAUUGAAUGGUCCUAUUAAUCUCAAGCAGAAUGUUGAAGUGCUUCUUCAAGAAUUGGAAAGCAUUACUGUCAACAUCCCAGAGUUGAAACUUCUGAGGCAAUAUCAUGGUGAUGCUGUUUCCUGGAUUUCACACUUUAAUGAUGUUCAUGUGAACAUUCAUGAACGGGAGGAUCAAGAAAAUGUAGUUGAUGAGUUACAGUGCAUUCUAAAGCAGGGAUUGUUGUUGAGAAUUCAAGUUGAUGAGUUGCCUCUUGUGGAGGUUGAGUUGAAGAAGGCUUAUUGCAGGAAAGAGGCUCUGAAGGUAUUCAAUGCGCGUCGUACUAAAAUGACUCUGUUCUCCAUCCAGCAACUAAUGGAGGAGGCUGCCAUGCUACGGAUCGAAGGAGAGCAAUUAUUUGUUGAUGUUUCUGGAGUACUUGCAGCUGCUAUGCAUUGGGAAGAAAGAGCAGCACAUAUUUUUGCAACUGAGGCUCAGAUGUCUGACUUCGAGGAUGUUAUAAGGACUUCAAAGGACAUACAUGUGAUUCUACCUUCUCUUGAUGAUGUCAAGGAUGCAAUUUCAAUGGCUAAGUCCUGGUUAAAGAACUCUAAGCCAUUUUUAGGGUCUUCUUUUCCUGCCGCACAUCCCUCCUGUUCCUUGCUGAAAGUUGAGGCACUGAAGGAGUUGGUUUCUCAGUCAAAGCUUUUGAAGAUAUCCCUGGAAGAACGAACCAUGAUCCAUUCUGUUUUAAAGAAUUGCUUGGAAUGGGAGCAUGAUUCCUGCUCUCUGUUAGAAGAAGUGGAUUGCCUAUUUAACACGAAUAAUAUUGACAAUGCAUUGAUUAAUGGUCUUAUUCCAAAAAUCGAGCAUCUUGUUACUAUGAUUGAAUCUAUCUUGGAAACUGGUUUAUCUCUUGGUUUUGAUUUUGAUGAGAUUCCAAAACUUCAAAAUGCUCGCUCUAUACUGCAAUGGUGCAAUAAGGCUCUUUCUUUCUGUUCUGUAGCUCCUGCACUUCCGGGGAUCGAGAGCUUGAUGGAGAAUGCAGAACACCUUCCUGUUACAUGCGCCUCCAGUGCUCUCUGCAGCUCAUUGAUUGAUGGGGUUAAAUGGCUUAAGAAAGCAUCAGAGGUGAUUCCUGUUUCAUGCAAUGGCAAAAUAUGCAAAUUAAGUGAUGCCGAAGAAGUUCUUUCCGAAGUUCAGAGGAUUAAAGUUUCCUUUCCAUUGAUGGUUGGUCAACUUUUAAAAGCUAUUGAGAAACAUAAGUUGUGGAAAGAGCAAAUUCUUAUCUUUUUUGGUUUGAAAACUGAAGAACGAUCUUGGUCUAAAUUGUUACAACUUAAGGAACUUGGAAAGGAUGAUGCUUUCAGUUGUUGUGAGUUAGAUAUGGUUUUAUCUGAAACUGAAAAGGUAGAGAAGUGGAAGCUACACUGCAUGGACAUUGUGGGGCACCCAGUUGGAGAUGUGAAUUCUUUGCUCGAUGCUUUAGUAAAGAUUAAACAUACUCUAGAUAGAUCUUUGUAUAUAUACAAGAAGGCCAGGGGUUGCAAUCCCAGAGAUCCAUGCAUUCACUGCUUCAGUGACAUUAAGGAUCAGGAGUUACUAACCUGUUCGAUAUGCAAGGACUGCUACCAUUUGCAGUGCCUAGGAGCAACACUAGGUCAUCAAAGUGAUGCAAAAGCAUAUGUAUGCUCUUAUUGCCAAUUCAUAGGGAGUGGGUCCAUUUCUCGAAAUGGUGGUGCUCUGAGAUUUGGAGGGAAACGCCCAGAACUGAACAUGCUCAUUGAGCUUCUGUCUGAUGCUGAAGGUUUAUGUGUAGGGAUUGAAGAAAGAGAUGUAGUACAGCAACUUGUGGAGCUAGCUAUUGCCUGCAAAGAUUGUCUAACAGAAUUGACAGACUUUACCUUAGCUUAUCUUAAUAGAGAUCUCAGCAUCAUCUCAGAAAAACUAACUACUGCUCUGAAGGCAGUUGAAAUGGCAGGUGUCUAUUAUAAUCAUGGAAACAACAGACUUGAGCUGGCAUUAGCAAGAAACUCAUGGAGAGUCAGGGUGAAUAAAUUGUUAGAGGAUUCUCAGAAGCCCCUGAUCCAACAUAUUCAAAAAUUUUUGAAAGAGGGAUUGGCCAUAAGCAUACCACCUGAAGAUCACUUCUGGCAGAAACUUACAGAAUUGAAGUGCAUUGGCUUGCAAUGGGCAGAAAAUGCUAAGAAGGUUUCCAUGGACUCUGGGGCACUUGGAUUGGAUGAAGUUUGUGAACUUAUCACACAGGGUGAAAACUUGCCUGUUCAUUUUGAAAAGGAACUUAAGUUAUUAAGAGCUCGAAGUAUGCUUUACUGCAUUUGCCGAAAGCCCUAUGAUCAGAGAGCAAUGAUUGCCUGUGAUCAAUGUGAUGAGUGGUAUCACUUUGAUUGUAUCAAAUUAUCUUCAGAACCAAAAAUCUAUAUCUGCCCUGCAUGUAAGCCUCACACAGGGGAGCUAUCUGUUCUACUGUCAGUGAAUAAGGAGAGAUCAACUGGAGCUAAAUAUGGAGAACCUCAGACACCCUCUCCACCACACACAGAAUCAAGAAGGAAAAAUAUAGAAGCUAAGCCGAGCCUAAAGCAAAUGAUGCCUGCAGCUAUGGAUCACGGUAAUAUCUUAAGGUAUUCUGAUGGAAUUGAUUGUUUGUUUUGGAGAAACCGGAAGCCUUUCAGAAGAGUGGCUAAAAGGCGAGCUGAGGUUGAAAGCCUCUCCCCAUUUUUCCAUAUACAGUGAUAAAUACUUCACCAUAGAUAAUCAUCAAUCAUUUAAUUUAUUCAAUUGAUUCUUAUGGUUUCAGCUCUCUUUAAGUUUGCCCAAUAAGCAAAUGAUUAAUAGUUGUUCAACUUGUCUCAAUACACGCAAGAUUGCGUGUGAAAUUUUGAAAAGAAGCCAUCAAGUUGAAUUCUCUAAGCUGUUAUUUCAAUUUUUAUGUCGCCCAUCAUGCAGCUAUAGCUUGUUUCGUCAUGAAAAGCAUGGGCUCAAGGAGGGGAAUUUUCAUCCUUUCCCAUGCUAAUAUAGAGGCAUUUUAUUGUCUCGACUGAUUCUGUUUUGUGGAAUUUGAAAUACAGGAUUCUUACAGGGUGUUUUGAGUCGAAAAUUAAGAAACGAAAAGCAUCUCACUAGUUUCAUUAUCUUAGUACCUUUUUUAUAUGGACUAAAAAUCCUAAAAGAGUGGUUGGAGUAUUUGUUGAAUGAGUCUUGUCUCCCAGUAGUUUCAGAGGAAAUUUAUUCCCAUGUAACAACAACUAUUAUCUUGGCUGCUCCAAUGUGGGUGUUUUUUUUGUAAUUUUUUCAAGUGGGCAAAUACUUGCUGUAUGGUAGAGGACAUUGGUUCUGGGUUCAAUUUUUGCCAUUGGAUUACUUGAUGUUGAUCAGUAUCCCCAAGUUCGGGUCCCAUGGGAGUUUGUAUGGCUCCAUCGUGGAAGGUUGUUCAAGGUUUAGGCCCUAUGGAAAGUCCAAAGGCUUCAACUGGGAAAGGAAACUAGUGCAUUAGUUUUAGGUGGGAAUUGUUAUUAGUUUUUAGUAGGUUUGUAUGUAUUGAUUAUUGAUGGGUGUGAAUCAAGGAAUAUUUUUUUAAAAAGGAAAAAAAAGAGAGACGAGGGAUUUAA
Vitis riparia (riverbank grape) is the source of this 6691-nucleotide messenger RNA. Its product is annotated as lysine-specific demethylase 5D. The record is from RefSeq and is a predicted model, not a curated record. NCBI's taxonomy places the organism in Eukaryota, Viridiplantae, Streptophyta, Magnoliopsida, Vitales, Vitaceae. The coding region runs from base 249 to 5816 and encodes 1855 amino acids. Gene Ontology annotation, biological process: chromatin remodeling. The transcript has 33 exons. Gene Ontology annotation, cellular component: nucleus. Gene Ontology annotation, molecular function: DNA binding; histone demethylase activity.